Messenger RNA from Phragmites australis (common reed), 840 nucleotides. RefSeq names its product large ribosomal subunit protein uL24c-like. NCBI's taxonomy places the organism in Eukaryota, Viridiplantae, Streptophyta, Magnoliopsida, Poales, Poaceae. The coding region runs from base 82 to 654 and encodes 190 amino acids. Gene Ontology annotation, cellular component: mitochondrion; ribosome. Gene Ontology annotation, biological process: translation. The record is from RefSeq and is a predicted model, not a curated record. The transcript has 4 exons. Gene Ontology annotation, molecular function: structural constituent of ribosome; RNA binding.
CCGGGAACUCGAAGAAGGCGUUAUCCUGUGCGGUGUGGGGGUGGGCGUGUCGAGGGAGAGAGGGAGAGGACGACGGCGAGGAUGGCUGGGAUGCCGGCGCUGCAGGGCGCCAUGGCGUCGCUCUCCAUCUCCGCGCCCAGCGCGGCGAGCACCAGCAGCUUCUGGGGCAACCCGCUCGCCACCUUCUCCGCGCUGCAGCCGGGGAUCAAGUUUAUGAUCAAGACAUGCCCAAUUGUGAUGAGACUUAAGAGAUGGGAGCGAAAGAAGUGUAAACCAAACAGCCUUCCUGUGCUGCACAAGAUGCAUGUCAGGAUUGGAGAUACAGUGCAAGUCAUCGCGGGCCGUGAGAAGGGCAAGGUUGGAGAAAUUACUCGCCUUUUCAAGCACAACAGCACUGUGAUUGUGAAGGACUUGAACUUGAAGUCGAAGCACAAGAAAGGCACAGAUGAUGAACCUGGUGAAAUUGUCAUGAUUGAAGGCCCCAUUCAUAGCUCAAACGUGAUGCUCUACUCGAAGGAAAAGAAUGUGACAAGUAGGGUUGGCCACAAAUUCCUUGAGGAUGGGACCAAGGCCCGGUACCUGAUCAAGACCGGGGAAAUAAUUGACAGUGUUGAGAACUGGGUAAAGGUGUUUAAGGAAGGAAUUUCGGAGUAAUUACCGUAGCAUGAAAGACAUGUUGCACAUGCUCUGAACUCCGGCUGCUUCUUGUAUGCCGAGAUGAGUUUAUGUUUAUUCUUCCGCUGUCGUUGCUCCUGCUCUUUAGCUUCAGAUUGCUUUCGUUGUAAAUUAUACAGCUAUCACCAGUUUUGCAAAGUAACACGUGCUUAUCUUGUUUCAUCA